Onychomys torridus (southern grasshopper mouse) is the source of this 3990-nucleotide messenger RNA. It is a transcript of the gene Bbs1, whose product is annotated as Bardet-Biedl syndrome 1. Bases 29 to 1780 code for a protein of 583 amino acids. Gene Ontology annotation, molecular function: smoothened binding; patched binding. NCBI's taxonomy places the organism in Eukaryota, Metazoa, Chordata, Mammalia, Rodentia, Cricetidae. The transcript has 17 exons. Gene Ontology annotation, cellular component: axoneme; BBSome; centrosome. The record is from RefSeq and is a predicted model, not a curated record. Gene Ontology annotation, biological process: protein localization to cilium; non-motile cilium assembly.
GGUGGUUGCCGAGGCGACGCCAGGAAACAUGGCUGCUACGUCUUCGUCGGAUUCCGACAGCGCGAGAGCUGAGAGCAACGAAGCCAAUUCGAAAUGGCUGGACGCUCACUACGACCCCAUGGCCAACAUCCACACUUUCUCCUCCUGCCUGGCUCUGGCAGAUUUGCAUGGCGAUGGGGAGUACAAGCUGGUGGUGGGAGACCUUGGCCCAGGUGGGCAGCAGCCCCGUCUGAAGGUGCUCAAAGGACCAGCCGUGCUGACAGAAAGCCCACUGCCUGCCCUGCCGGCCUCUGCUGCCACCUUCCUCAUGGAACAACAUGAACCCAGGACGCCGGCCCUAGCGCUGGCUUCAGGACCUUGUGUCUAUGUGUAUAAGAAUCUCAGACCCUACUUCAAGUUCAGCCUGCCCCAGUUACCUCCAAACCCUUUGGAACAAGAUCUUUGGAACCAAGCCAAAGAGGACCGGAUCGACCCCUUAACCCUGAAGGAGAUGCUGGAGGGCAUCCGGGAAAAGGCAGAGGUGCCCUUGUCUGUCCAGUCACUCAGGUUUCUACAGCUGGAGCUGAGUGAGAUGGAGGCGUUUGUGAACCAGCACAAAUCCAAGGUUAUCAAGCGGCAGGUAAUGGCCUUCUCUUUUUGUUGCCCUAUAAAGGUGCAUACAUUAUUUUUUGCAGUUAACAGGGAUGGCUAUGAACAGCUCGCCUCACCAAUUUUGACCAAGAUGAGCCUGCCCAGUGUCCCAGUCUUCCUGGAGGUUUCUGGCCAGUUUGAUGUGGAGUUCCGGCUGACUGCUGCCUGCCGAAAUGGGAGCAUCUAUAUCCUGAGAAGAGACUCCAAACACCCCAAGUAUUGCAUCGAGUUGAGUGCCCAGCCUGUGGGGCUGGUCCGGGUACACAAGACCCUGGUGGUGGGCAGCACCCAGGAGAGUCUGCAUGGCUUCACCCACAAGGGUAAGAAGCUGUGGACAGUGCAGAUGCCUGCAGCCAUCCUGACCAUGAACCUCCUGGAGCAGCGGUCCCGGGGCCUGCAGGCUGUCAUGGCUGCCCUGGCCAAUGGGGAAGUCCGCAUUUACCGUGACAAGGCCCUGCUUAAUGUCAUCCACGCCCCCGAUGCAGUAACCAGCCUUUGCUUUGGCCGGUACGGGCGAGAGGACAACACCCUCAUCAUGACUACUCGAGGUGGUGGCCUUGUCAUCAAGAUCCUGAAGCGUACAGCGGUGUUUGGGGAAGGCACAGGUGAGAUAGGGCCACCACUGGCACAGACCACAAAACUCAAUGUGCCCCGGAAGACCCGGCUCUAUGUGGACCAGACCCUGCGGGAGCGGGAAGCUGGCACGGCCAUGCACCGAACCUUCCAGACAGACCUCUACCUACUGCGCCUGCGGGCUGCCAGGGCCUAUGUACAGGCCCUGGAGUCCAGCCUGAGCCCCAUGUCAACCACAGCUCGGGAGCCACUCAAGCUGCAUGCUGUGGUUCAAGGCCUGGGCCCCACCUUUAAGCUCACACUUCACCUACAGAAUACCUCAACAGCUCGGCCAGUACUGGGGCUGCAGAUCUGCUUCCUGUACAACGAGGCACUCUAUGCCCUGCCCCGGGCCUUCUUCAAGGUCCCUUUGCUGGUGCCAGGACUCAGCUACCCACUGGAGACCUUUGUGGAGAGUCUCAGUAGCAAGGGCAUCUCAGACAUGAUCAAGGUGCUGGUGCUCCGGGAAGGCCAGAGUGCGCCCCUGUUGAGUGCCCACAUCAACAUGCCUGUGAGUGAGGGGCUGGCAGCUGCCUGAGCCCUGGGCCAGCAUUCAAGCCUCCACAGAAUGGAGUCAGCCAGAUCCAGCAACUUCCAGUGUCCCCAGGCCACACCCCUACACACCAGUCCCUGCUCUCCACCUUUGCCACUGGGCCUGAGCCACAAGACAGGGAGUGCUCAGAAUCAGCUCCUCAUCCCUCAGACUCCUCCUGAGCACUGUCCCACAAUUCCUGCUGCCUACCACCCUCCCCAGCUCUUUAAAGAAUCUUGCCGGGUUCCAGGAAGAGCUCUGAGGUGAUCGAGUGAGCAGAGGCCCAGACCUUCCUCCCUCCCACUCAUCUGUUUCAGAUCAAGGCCACAGUUGUUCAAGGGCUUGGCCUGGGAAUUCAGCUGAGACUGAACCCCUGCGGCCCUUUAAGGUUUUAGGGGUGCUUCUGCCAGCUUAGCUUACAGGCGCAUGUGCUAUUCCUCAGAUGAAUGAGGGGCUCCACCUUCUGCCUUGCAGCCCAGGAGACACAGGGCUCUGUCCUCAAGUCUCAGACUAGCCACAAAGAUUGCCAGAGGAGGUGGUGCAGGGGAUAGAGAGGUCCAUGUGAGGAGCUCGAGGUCCCAGCCCCAGCCAGAGCUUCUACAUAGCACCUGCUGCUGACCAGAAUGCUCAUGUCCAGAGACAUUGUUCCUGAAAUCAAAUACCAAGCUAGAUAGCAGAGCUGGGGCUGGUGGCACCAGGAGGAGUAUUUCUGGGACCUAGGAAGUGGUCCAAGAGGCAGAUGCCUACAAGUACCUAUCAGGAUGCACUUAGGCCCAGGCCCAAGAUGGUCCAGAAGUUGGGAUGUUUUCUGUGCAGUGGCCAGAGUAUGCAUGAGGCCACUGAAAAGUACACAUGAGUGGUACGGAGUGAGGCUGAAGACAACAUGUAGAUGUGUCUAGAUCCCAAGUGGCAGCCAAACCUGGCCCUCCUCAAGGACCAUUCUGAACCACUUGAGAACCAGGAACCCUGCUCCAUGGGAACCAGCGUUUUCUCCUUUCUGACCAGGUUCAGCCUGGUGUGUGGCACACAGCUCAGGGCUGCCUCCUGCUUCCACCUCCUCUCCAGUAGAAAAAAGAAUUUGACUGGAUUAAUUCCAAACUGUUUUCAGCUCUCAACACCAUCAGAGCUUGGCUGCUCCUCAGGAGGAAGGGAAGAAUUGGCCCAAAUAGGUGAUAUUCACAAGCUUUUGCCCACAAGACCAAUGGCUCCAAGCUGGCCACCACUGCCCAGUAACAGCUUCUGAGCCCACUUGGGGACUAGGGUAACACUGCCCACCUUGACCCUUCCAAAGAGUACAUUGGGGGCCAGGCUAAGAGACAAUGGGCCUAGACCAAAGAAACAGCCCAUCCCCUCACAGACAGACUGCCUGAGCAUGGAUGGCAGAGGGUGUCCAGCUGCAUCAGCCAGUGGGGACCCAGCUGGAACGAGCAGGAAGUCUAAUGGAGAUGGAGAGAUGAGAGGGGAUGGGAUGUUGCUGUCAGUCAGAACCCAGCCUAACCUGCAGAAUUAGCAGGUCUGCUCAGGAAGGGGAUAGGCCCCUUGUCACGGGUAUUAUGUUAUGAUAAGGCUACAUUGUGUAUUUGGUCAAAAAACAUUCCAGUCCCUUUCACCCCAGUCAAGCUGUGAAAUCAGAACAAAAAUAUUUGAUGUGCACUCUCUCCAUAGCUCUUCAAAGCUGAGAAUUAACUAACCAUUUUGAACUUUUAGAUGUUUUCAUGGAAUUGGUACCUGCUUCCCCCCCACCCUCAGGAUACCUCCCUCAUACCUUGCUUCUGUGUAGACUCCUAUAAGAGAGUUCCCUUAUAGGAACUCCCUUUUCCCUUAUCCAGGGAAGACCCCAUCUUCCUUCUUACUCUGCCCUCAUUUGGUAAAGCAUAUGCAUGGGGAACUUCUUUUUAAGACCCAUUCUAGUCUUUAUAAUGUUGCUUGUCUGGACAUUGCUGUAUUCAGCUCACACAUGUAAUAGUUUGGGUGGUAAACGGAAGCUGGAAAUGCUUUUCCUAUAGACAAAGCUCCCGUAUCCUCCGGCUUCUGCGCUGUUUCUACUCAUUGCUUUGUGAGGUGGGGACAGAUGAGCAUUCCAUCCCAGGGCUGUACUGUUCUCUCUGGAGCUCCAGCUAAGCCCACCUUCUGAUAAAGGGGUCAUCCCUCAGAGGACUAGAUUGAUCCUGAUUUUCUUCUCCCUUCUUUCAUGGUCAUUGUUUGCUUCUUUUUUU